AUGGACUUUCUACGUAAUUACGCUGCAGACCAGGAAGACUCGGACUCAAAUCGGGAACAAACCGCAUCUCCGACAGGCUCAACCAGCUCGUCGUCUGGUGGAUCUACCAAAAGGAAUGCAUCCAGCAAACGGCAGCAACGUCUAAAGGACGAUAAAAAUGAAUUCUCACGGAAAGCUUCCGAAAAGGAAGGCAACCAACACCAUAGAUCACGGAAGGAGCUGAAUGAGAAAUUGUCUUCAUCGGCAUCUGAGGUUGAUGGCGAUUCGCUUAAUUCAUCGAGUUCAGAUUCGACGAGUUCCAACUCUCGAUCCAGAAGCCAUUCACCAGCACCGCGAACCACCAGUGGAAAUGGUGCGAAUGAAAAGAAGUCCACGAACAGAACAUCAUCUAGAGGAAACAAUUUCAACGACAGAGGCAGAAAAACUCCAUCGCCAUCUUUUCGCCAACGCCACGGAGGCAGCAGUGCAAACAAGAACCCAGCAAAAGUCGUUCAUAAGGACAAAAAGAAGUCCUCCCCACCAAGACAGGAGCUCCGCAAACGCGAUAGAAGUGAUUCCAGAGAGCGUGAUCGUAAAACCCGCGACAAAGAACGAGAUCGUGAAAGAGAUCGAAACCGAGAGAAGCAGAGGCGAGAGGCUGAACGCGAGCGGGAACGCGGAAGAGAUCGCGAAAAAGAUCGCCUGCAGGAUCGAGACCGUAAUCGUGAUCGGGAACGUGAUCGAGAUCGGGAACGUGGUCGCAGCGAGCGUGAUCGUUACGUCCGUGACACUCGCAGUGACUACCGAGAUCAGCGACGUGGCGGCAAUUGGAGCAAACCCAAUGACCGAGAUAAUAUAAGGCGCGACAGUCGUGGGUAUGGCGAUCGAAAGGGCGAUCGCAAAGAGAGAAGAAACAGUUGCGAAUACGACAAAGAACGUCGUAGACAUCAUCGUUCCAACUCGCGUGAAUCUCGCAAUCGUAGACGUAGCUCUCCAAAUGAUCGCAUUUCUUCAAGAACGCGUGACUCGAGAUCUCGAUCACGAUCGCGGUCGCGAUCGCGUUCGCGGUCGAAUAGUAAGAUUUCACCAGCGCGAGUCACGCCGCAACAAAUGCCAACAAACUUUCCUCAAUACGCCGGCGGGUUAUUGCCAACACCAACCAAGCAUCCCCACGGAUUGCCCUCUCAAGCGAAACCCACUUCACUGCUUCCAACUCCGCCCAUCUCGCAGUCGUUGUUAGGAGCAAUUCCGCUUGCAUCGAGUGUGCCGAUUCCAUCACUCAUGAGCAUCCCAACGAAGCCUCCGAUUAGUCCACUGAUUCCUGCAGCAGUCGCUGCUAAACUGAACCUUUCCAACGAACCGAAACCAGGACAAGUCGGAAAUUCGCUGACGGCUUCCCCACUGGACACAGCAGCCUCCAAUGUACUACUCUCACGCAGCGCCCUAUUGCGGAACACCGCCAAAGUGGCACAGCUGGAAAAGAUGGGCAUCGAUGUGUUACAACAGAACCAAAAGGCGGUUGAUAGUGUUCCAUUGCCAUCUUACUAUAAUCCAGGUGUUGUGAACCCCGUCAGAUACGCCGAUCAGGUACAAAAACGCAAGCUGCUGUGGAGUCACAAGUCAACCGAAAGUAAAGAAGUGUCCUCGAACAUCAGCAAAUGGGAACAAGCGAAGUUUGCCCAGGACACAGACGGCCGGAUGGCGACGAAAUUUCUCCGGCUGAUGGGAGUAAAGGAUGCGCCUGGCAAGCCAAGUGACGAAGCAGGGCCAUCCUUUUCGACAAUCGGUUCUUCCUCGUCUCAACCAGCAACAGUUCCAGCAAGCGGGCAGACGAAUAUUUGUGCUGUAGCAAGUAAUGGGGCAAAACCCACAGGAGACAGUAUUAAGAAACAGGAAGAACUUUUCUCUACAAUGGAGCAACAAUAUGAGGUGGCUCGGCAGGUGACACAUACUAUGCGAGGCGUCGGCCUCGGAUUUAGCUCACAGGCCCGUCAAUUUUAGUGUGAAAUGCCUAGUCGAAAAUUCAUUGCUUAUUAUUCAUGCCACAUUCAAGCAGGGUCUGGUUAUGUAUGCCAACAUGCUUCUUUCCAAGUCGCAAUGACUUCGAGGCAUGGACGUUUUUCUCGUAGAAAUUAGUGGAUGACCCGACUUUCUAGUGUACUCGGCUUGAGUCGCUACGCUCAUCAUAUUCGUUUGUAUGAUUCAACAACAUGAAGAAAUAAGAUCAAUAAAUUGCAAAAUCCC
Molecule: messenger RNA, 2223 nt
Organism: Anopheles nili
Lineage: Eukaryota; Metazoa; Arthropoda; Insecta; Diptera; Culicidae
Product: arginine/serine-rich coiled-coil protein 2-like
Exons: 5
Coding region: 1-1980 (659 amino acids)
Source: RefSeq, a predicted model, not a curated record